AUGCGCUCGAUGAAAGCGAAGCAUCGGCUCGUCCGACCCCUCCCUCGUCUGCUCUCCUCUGCGGUCGGCCAGUCGAUCCCAGCCUCGAGCCAAAUUACUCCCAUCACCUCCCUCCUGAUCGCCAACCGCGGCGAGAUUGCCCUGCGAAUCCACAAAACAGCAGACAGACUCGGCAUCCGGACGACGACCUUGUACACGGAUCCCGACAGCUCCAGCCAGCACGCUGCCUGUUCCCCGCAUUCCCUUGCUCUAGGUGAGCCGAGGGCCUACCUCGACGGCGAGCGCAUCAUCUCCCUGGCCAAGAAACACGGCAUCCAGGCCUUGCAUCCCGGAUACGGAUUUCUGUCCGAAAACUCCAGAUUUGCAGAACGAUGCGAGCAGGAGGGCAUUGUCUUCGUUGGCCCGCCGGCCCAGGCCAUGGCGGAUAUGGGUGAUAAAGCGCGGAGCAAGGAGAUCAUGACAGCAGCAGGUGUUCCUUGCGUGCCCGGAUACCAUGGCUCGGAGCAGGGAGAAGAUCAGCUUUUACAGCAUGCCAAGAACAUCAAGUUCCCUGUACUGCUGAAGAGUGUCAAGGGCGGUGGGGGCAAGGGUAUGCGCAUCGUCCUAACCGAAGACGAGUUUGCUGCCCAGCUUCGCAGUGCCAGAGCUGAGGCACGGGCAUCCUUCGGUGAAGGCGGCGAGGUCAUGCUGGUCGAGAAGUACAUUGUGCGACCCCGCCAUGUCGAGGUGCAGGUGUUUGCCGACAAGCUGGGCAACUGUGUUGCCUUGGGAGAGCGCGAUUGUAGUGUUCAGAGACGACACCAGAAGAUCCUCGAGGAAUCUCCCGCGCCAGAUCUGGAUGACGCGACGCGCCUGGACCUGUGGGAGAAGGCAAGGAAAGCUGCCCUGGCGGUCAACUAUGUUGGCGCCGGCACCGUCGAGUUCAUUUUGGACCGAGACUCCGGUGAAUUCUAUUUCAUGGAGAUGAACACACGUCUUCAGGUCGAGCAUCCUGUUAGCGAGAUGGUUACUGGUACCGAUCUUGUUGAGUGGCAGUUCCGCGUCGCCGCCGGCGAGAAGUUGCCCCUGACACAGGAAGAAAUUAUGGAAAAUAUCAAGCAACACGGUGCCGCCAUUGAGGCUCGCAUCUAUGCCGAGAACCCCGAGAAAGGAUUUAUGCCCGACUCUGGAAAUUUGAUUCACCUCACAACACCCAAGACGAGCGAGGACAUCCGCAUCGAUGCUGGAUUUGUCCAGGGAGACACCGUUUCGGAGGCUUACGAUGGCAUGAUUGCCAAACUUAUCGUGCGGGGCAAGGACAGAGAGACCGCCAUUCGCCGCAUGGAGCUCGCUCUCCGUGACUACGAGGUUGUUGGCCUUAGCACAAACAUCGAGUUUCUCAAGCGGCUAUGUAGAUCGCCGGCCUUCAUUGAGGGGGAUGUUGAGACAGGGUUUAUCGAGAAGUGGAAAGAUGAGCUCUUCAAGCCUAGGCCGAUCGAGAAUGAGGUAUUUGUUCAGGCUGCCCUAGGUUCCCUCUCGUCACAGCUUGUGAACGAGGGGCCGCACGGCGGUAGUCUGGGCUUCGGGGAAGCAAGCACAUUAGGAGAGCGCAAGCUUGCUUUCAAGGUCCUUGAUUCAUACAGCGAGCAGGAGGGGGAGAUUGUCGACGUAAGCAUCACACAAACAGCGCAUCAGUUAUUCACCGCGCGAGUUUCAAGAAAGGGAGUAGAGACGCCAGAGGUUUUUGAGAACCUUGUCAGCAAAACCCUCUCAAACACACCAACAACAAGCGCAUUAACGACGUAUUUUCCUGCGGAGCGAGUCAAGUCUACUGUUGUGCAGAAUUCGCAAAGCGAACAAGAUACCAAGAUUGUGGUGUUUCAACACGGCGUGAAGACGGAGCUCGCCCUCAUGCCACCAGCCUGGUUUGAGAAGGCCCUUGGACUCAAGGAGAUUACUGCAUCUGUGGUAGCACCGAUGCCCUGCAAGAUCCUGAAGAACGAGGUUGAGGAGGGCCAGAAGGUUGUCAAGGGAGCCCCAUUGGUAGUUAUUGAGUCAAUGAAAAUGGAGACGGUCAUUCGAUCACCUCAAAAUGGCGUGGUGAAGAAGUUGGCGCAUAAGGAAGGUGAUAUCUGCAAAGCUGGAACAGUUCUGGUUCAAUUCGAGGAGGAAGCCAAAGAGACGUCUUGA
Messenger RNA from Colletotrichum aenigma, 2169 nucleotides. Its product is annotated as Methylcrotonoyl-CoA carboxylase subunit alpha. Lineage: Eukaryota; Fungi; Ascomycota; Sordariomycetes; Glomerellales; Glomerellaceae. Gene Ontology annotation, molecular function: metal ion binding; ATP binding; methylcrotonoyl-CoA carboxylase activity. The transcript has 3 exons. Gene Ontology annotation, cellular component: mitochondrion. The record is from RefSeq and is a predicted model, not a curated record. The coding region runs from base 1 to 2169 and encodes 722 amino acids.